GCAGAAGCAGAAGCAGAAGCAGAAGAGAAGAAGAAGAAGAAGCAGAAGAAGAAGAAGAAGAAGAAGAAGAAGAAGAAGAAGAAGAAGAAGAAGAAGAAGAAGAAGAAGAAGAAGAAGAAGAAGAAGAAGAAGAAGAAGAUAAAGAAGAAGAAGAAAAGGAAGAAGAAGAAGAAGAAGAAGAAGAAGAAGAAGAAGAAGAAGAAGAAGAAGAAGGAAGAAGAAGAAGAAGAAGAAGAGAAGAAGAAGAAGAAGAAGAAGAAGAAGAAGAAGAAGAAGAAGAAGAAGAAGAAGAAGAAGAAGAAGAAGAAGAAGAAGAAGAAGAAGAAGAAGAAGAAGAAGAAGAAGAAGAAGAAGAAGAAGAAGAAAGAAGAAGAAGAAGAAGAAGAAGAAGAAGAAGAAGAAGAAGAAGAAGAAGAAGAAGAA
Messenger RNA from Homarus americanus (American lobster), 423 nucleotides. RefSeq names its product protein MNN4-like. Gene Ontology annotation, molecular function: DNA binding; structural constituent of chromatin. Gene Ontology annotation, biological process: nucleosome assembly. The record is from RefSeq and is a predicted model, not a curated record. Lineage: Eukaryota; Metazoa; Arthropoda; Malacostraca; Decapoda; Nephropidae. Gene Ontology annotation, cellular component: nucleosome.